GUCCAGGGUGGAAAUAAAAGGCGUUCUUCAGGGACGUCUCCGUGCAAAAUCAUGAAGUGCAACUCGGAGUUCCUGGCUGCCACGUCGGGGCCUCACCACCCGGGCGCUGAGGAGGCCCCCGAGUUCUGCACGGCUCUGCGCGCGUACGCCCACUGCACCCACCACACGGCGCGCACCUGCCGGGGGGACCUGUUCUACCACUCGGCCGUCCACGGCAUCGACGACCUCAUGGCUCAGCACAACUGCUCCAAGGACGGCCCCACCUCGCAGCCCCGCCUCCGCCCGCCGCCCCACGGCGACAGCCAGGAGCGCUCGGACAGCCCGGAGAUCUGCCAUUACGAAAGGAGCUUCCACAAACACGCCCCCCCUCCCAACUACACCCACUGCGGCCUCUUCGGGGACCCCCACCUGAGGACGUUUUCGGACAGCUUCCAGACGUGUAAAAUCCAGGGGGCGUGGCCGCUCAUAGACAAUAACUACCUGAACGUGCAGGUCACCAACACACCUGUCCUGCCUGGUUCCAUGGCAACCGCCACCAGCAAGCUCACCAUCAUCUUCAAGAGCUUCCAGGAAUGCGUGGAGCAGAAAGUGUACCAGGCUGAGAUGGAUGAACUCCCCGCCGCCUUUGCGGAUGGUUCCAAGAACGGCGGAGACAAACAUGGCGCCAGUAGCCUGAAGAUCACGGAAAAAGUGUCCGGCCAGCACAUCGAGAUCCAGGCGAAGUACAUCGGCACCACCAUUGUGGUGAGGCAGGUCGGCCGCUACCUCACCUUCGCCGUGCGGAUGCCCGAGGAGGUCGUGAAAGCUGUGGAAGACGGAGAUAAUCAGGGCCUCUAUCUCUGUCUCCGGGGCUGCCCGCUCAACCAGCAAAUAGACUUCCAGGCCUUCCGUUCCAGCACCCAGGGCACGGGAAACCGGUCUCACCGAAAAGGCCCGAGCCCCCCGUCUCCACCAGAGGCGUUCACCUAUGAGACAGCCAUGGCCAAGUGCAGAGAGAAGCUUCCGGUGGAGGACUUGUACUUCCAAUCCUGCGUCUUUGACCUCCUGACUACGGGCGACGUCAACUUCACCCUUGCUGCUUACUACGCCUUCGAAGAUGUUAAGAUGCUCCACUCCAACAAGGACAAGUUGCACCUGUACGAAAGGACACGAGACUUUUUGCCAGGCAACAGGGCCGCCGCGGAGCUGCCCGGGGCUCUCCUCCUUCUGCUGGUGCUGUUGUCGUGCUUGAGUCAAUGCGCUGCCCUCUUCUUAUAGACCUUCGUCACAGCGGACCUUGCAAGUCAGGGAAACUGAGGGCCCGCAGAACAAAAUGAUUGUAGACUGGAGGAGGAGGAGGCUGAGCUAACUGGGAUGGCUCCUGGUUUACUCACCCCUCUCCCUCCAGAAAAAGUGGCCCGCGGGACGGAUUCGGGCCUUCUUGCCGGACGAAGGCCUGCCUCUCCUUUGAAGAGCCUCUACUAGACUAGAACUCCCUGUUGGCCGCCUUCCUUGAUCCCUUCCUCCUACCGCUAAGGAUGAUGGGAGGGGGCUCAUCACUCCCGACCCCUAAUUUCCUCCCCCCUUCUUCCCUUUG
This is a messenger RNA of Elgaria multicarinata webbii, 1576 nucleotides long. RefSeq names its product repulsive guidance molecule BMP co-receptor a (gene RGMA). Lineage: Eukaryota; Metazoa; Chordata; Lepidosauria; Squamata; Anguidae. Gene Ontology annotation, biological process: BMP signaling pathway. The transcript has 3 exons. Gene Ontology annotation, molecular function: coreceptor activity. The coding region runs from base 52 to 1257 and encodes 401 amino acids. The record is from RefSeq and is a predicted model, not a curated record. Gene Ontology annotation, cellular component: plasma membrane.